GUGAAGAAACCUCUGCGAUCCAUGCACUGCCAUGCUUGCAAAUCCUGUGUGGCUAAAUUUGACCAUCACUGUGUAUGGACUGGACGGUGUAUUGGUGCCGGUAAUCAACAUUUCUUUGUGCUAUUCCUGUUUUCUUUAGUAUUAGUCGGUUACUGGAUAAUAUAUGCAACUUCCAUAUACUGGAGAGAUCAUUGCGUCACACACAAAGGUGGAAUCUUAGAUUUCUUGAUGGAGGUUCUUAAUUGUUCCCCUUGGAUUGUAUAUAUGUUUGUCAUUACAUGCUGCCUUACAAUCUGGGCUACGCUUAUGUUCCUAAUGCAGAUGUUUCAGAUUGUUUUCCUGGGUCUUACAACUCAAGAACGAGUAUCCAUCCAAAUACAGAACAGACAAAGCAAGAAUAAAGUGUCACUCCGAAAAACACCUUUUAACCGUGGCUGCAUUCAGAAUCUUGCAGAGUUCUUCAAUUGCCAAUGUUUUGGGCUUAUCAAAACUAACCGAGUGGACUGGACCAAGCAAUACCACACUGCAAUGAAUCUUUCUAUGAUGAGGAAUGCGCAAGCUGUGUAAAGAAUGGCUGUCUGGUGGACAUGUGCUGUUUUCGCAGAAUGGCAACAUUGCACUAAACUUCAACCACUUGGCAGUGAAGAGGUUAAGGACCCACCUGUUAUUUAGGUAUACUUACCAUUCUAUAAGUCUAUAAAAUAUAUUUAGUGUCAUAAAUUAUAUGAAUUUGGCUAGAUUUUACAAAACUAUAGGCCACCUUUUUAAAGUCAUUCUAAACUAGUCACAAUAAAACAAGCAGUAGUGUAAAAAGGACAGGAAAAAACAACGUAAACUUCUAAAAAGAAAAAAAAAGAAAUAACUAAAGGUACAUUCUAGAGUAAAAGUAAAAUUAUAUGAUUCCUUAGAGCAUGUUAUUUUUUUAUGAAAAAAUCCUUUGUUUGUGCUUUUAUCCCCUGCAAAGCGAUAAAUAGUCAUAGUUACUUUCUAGCAACACCCCCAUGCUACCCCCAAAUAAAGAUGUGCCUCUUGAUUGGAUCAUACCCACAUAUGCUUACACUCCAUUGGCAUACUGGCUGUAUUCGUUUUUUGGAACAGUACAGGAGCAAAUCCGGUGCUCUUUGACUAUAAGUUUAACCUUUUUUGUACUUAAAAAAAAAAAAAAAAUUCAAACCUAUUGUGUCUUGGCAGCUGUAUCUCUUAACCCCUUAACGAUACAGACAUACUCUGUACAUCUCACAUCCGUAAGGGGUUUUUGUUCCUGUAAAAACACGGGUCACGACGAAAGCAAUGAGACGCUAUUGCAACAUGACACUCCUGGUGGCAUCAGGCUUUAGAGCGGUCUCGUUGCCAUCAAUGGAAAAUGAAAAAUCAGCUGUCAUUGAGGGGUUAAAGGAAUAUGAACUCACCUGUUUGUAUAAUACUGAGUAGUGUAAUUUGUUUAAGAGGUUAAAUACUAAUGCAAUGAAUUUUGGUUAAAAUAGCCCCCUAUAUAUCCCUUCCUUUACAAUACCACUCCUCUGCCCCCUUUUCUUCCACUCAAAACCCUUACAAUAGGUCCUGAGUGAAGGCGGUGGUAGUGCGCACCUUCUAUUGCAAAAGUAGCAGAAUCGAGGGCCAGUAGGGUAAAUGCGGGUGAACGAGGAGCUGUUUUUACUAAAAUUAAUUUCAUUAUCCUAUGAAAUCCUCUUAAACAAACUAAAUGAGUCUACAUUAUACAAUCAGGAACUUCUUACAUGAUGAGUUUUGUGUCUCUUUGUAAAUCUCAGUAGCUGAUCGAAGUUACUGACACCUUUUGUGCGUUACACUAUUUGAGCUCUGUACCUACAAGUAGCUGACAUUUAACAUAGAUUUGUGGAUAAGGUACUUGCAUACAGUUUACAUUAUAAAUUGUAGACUUAAAAUGUGAUUGUAUAUAGAGAUUUUGUUUUUAGAAACUAAUUUUGCAGCUAUAGCACUGAUGCACUGCUAGAACAGUCAUAGCUUGCCAAUUUGUUUGACAUAUCCCAUCGUCAAUUAUUCUAAACUAAAUUAUUUGUACACACAAUUAGACAGUGAAGGCAUAAACUGGUCAACUAUUAAGCUUUUCAGUAAAUGCAAUGUACAGGACUAUUCCUUGGUGUGUAUACUGAUUUUUAUUUUUUUAUUGGAAAUAUUCGAUUUUUCAUAAUAGUGACUAUAGAAAUGUAAAAUACAAAAUCAAAUUAAAAAUACUUGUUUGAUUGUGUUUUGUUAUUGUUUUUUUAGAUGUUUAUUAUUUUAAAAAAAAUGGAAUCCUUAAUUCUUUCAAAAUGUUUUCAUUAACCGUUAUGGUUCAGAUAAAAUUGAAUUCCCAGGAACUUAAAGGGCCAUUAUAGUGGAAAAUGGAAAAACUAUACUCUCUAAUUCGUUAACACCAGUGACCAGCAGUCGUCCUGAGUUAGCGGGACUGUAACUGCACAUAACAUCAUAGGGUCGCUAGUGUUAAAAUUAGAGCAUAUAAUUUAGUUAUUUUACUAUAAUGUCCCUUUAAAGAGGCAGUUGGUGCUUUAAAGCGACAUGAAACUCAAGAUUUAAUUUCCUGUAAAUUGUUUAAUUAAGAAAAAUAAAACAUUCCAACAUACAUUCAGCAUUUAUUUUGCCUACUUUUGCUAUAAAGUUUCUCUGAAAAAAGUGUGUUUUACCUUCGCUUACAUCAUUCUACACAGUGAUUGGUUAGCUCAGAUAACAUGCUCAUUUGCAUCUGUUUUUAAUUGACCACAAGAAGUCCAGGAACAUGGAUUUCACCAGGCCUUUUUAAGAGGAGUAUACCUGAACCACUCUUGAUUUGCAAAACCUUGUAGAUUGGACUAACGUACUAACAUGAAUGAUGUAAAAAAAAAAAAAAUAUUUUGCAAUGCAGUGCUUUUCUGAUUAUAUAUGCUAUGAGUUUGAUGUCCCUUAAAAAAAAAAAAAAGAUGUUUACGUUUAUGCUCGAUGGUACUAUUCAAAGUUACCUUGCAACGCUCUAUAUCCUACAUUAGGGUUCACAAAUAUAAACUCCUUAGCUGAUAGAAAGCUAAACCACACUGUAUAGCAGCCAAGGAGAUAUGGUAUGAAUAAUUUAUUUAAAACAUUUUUCUGUUAUAUUUUUCCCUUUUUUUUUGGCUGUCCCUCUUUUGAAUUUUGAAAUGUUGGGAGGUAUGCACAUGCUCAGUAGGAAUUGGUGCCUCAGAAAGUGUGCAUAUUAAAUGACUGCACAAUAAGAUAAUGGUAGUAAAUUGGGGGAAAAAUAUUUUUAGAUUGGGUGUUAUUUAAUUUUAAUUUCUACGUCCCUUUAAGCACUAUGUGGGAAACUAAGAGAAAAGGUUAAAUUUGAAAACAGAAGUAAAUUGGAAUGUUUUUUUAUUUGUACUCUAUGUAGAUUGCACGAUUAUAAACAUUUAAUUUGAGUUUCAUGGCCCUUUAAAAUUAAACAAAUGCCUGUACUAUGUAAUUUACCCUUAUUUGAAGAGGGCAAAUUUUGCUGCCUGUAUUUUUCAAUGUUUGAUCAUUUCUGUGCAAGAGUUCCGGGAUACAGCCCUAAGGAUUUAAUUUUAUUUCUGCUUUUAUAAAUACUCAUUUACGUUGGAUGGGAACGCUGAGUCCAAAUAACUUUGGCUUUAAAAUGUUGCUUAUUAUUAUUUGUAAGUUUGUAUAAUGUUUUUAACUCCUGAUGUAAUGAACAGACCCAAUUCUCCUUUUGUUACAGAAUGGUUGCAAUGAAAUCUUAUCUUCCUUCUUUUAAAUUAUUAGUUUUAUUGUGAACAGUAUAAAUUAUUGUGUUUUUUAAUAAAUGAAAGUCUUGUAUCUCUGCUUUUUUAAUAAAUUAUUUCUGAAACCUUAA
This is a messenger RNA of Bombina bombina (fire-bellied toad), 3844 nucleotides long. RefSeq names its product palmitoyltransferase ZDHHC13. Gene Ontology annotation, biological process: peptidyl-L-cysteine S-palmitoylation; protein targeting to membrane. Gene Ontology annotation, molecular function: protein-cysteine S-palmitoyltransferase activity. Lineage: Eukaryota; Metazoa; Chordata; Amphibia; Anura; Bombinatoridae. Gene Ontology annotation, cellular component: endoplasmic reticulum; Golgi apparatus. The record is from RefSeq and is a predicted model, not a curated record.